Molecule: messenger RNA, 765 nt
Organism: Guillardia theta CCMP2712
Lineage: Eukaryota; Cryptophyceae; Pyrenomonadales; Geminigeraceae
Exons: 4
Coding region: 1-765 (254 amino acids)
Source: RefSeq, a predicted model, not a curated record
AUGAAACCGCUCCCGCAUGUAGACCCACAUGGUUGGCAGAAUGUGGAGAUAGAAAAGCCGCUUGACUUCUGGAUCCGAAGCCUGUCCUUCGACAAGCCGUCGCUGCUGCGGGACCACAUGAACUCCAUGGGCUGGCCAGAUCGAGUGCUGGCGAGGCACUGGGAGUUCGGCUUCAGCUCGCAGGAGCUGAUGAACAUCUUCGUCUCGCUUCCCGGGCACUGCACGCGAUCGAGAUCCUCGUGGCGGACCUGGGAGCAGAGCCUCGGGACGGUCAAGCAGCAUCUGCAUCCGUCUACGGGGAAGCGAGCGCACGUGUACAUAUCGGAUACUCUGUGCAAGAUCGUCGGACUGCACGCGGAGGAGGUACUGGCGAGGAUCGCGAACAGGGAGCUGUCACUGGUCACGACGGAGUUUGAGUACUUCUGCUACGUGAUGUUCGGGACGUGGUUGUACGCGACGAGCCCAGGACGGCCCCUGGUUCUCCCAAUGCGUGUGGACAAGGACAGCUUCAUUGCCUCCAAAGAGCCCGCGGGCAGUCCCUCGGCCUUGUUCGAGAAGCACAUGUGCGGGGGAAGAGACUACGAUACAUUGCUGAACGACUUCGACGCGGACAUGUUUGCGGGGGCGACGAUCUUGGGGAUGCAGAAGUCGAAGCAAGGGAUGCAGCUGCUGGAGGCGCUGGGGAGGGAUUUGGAGCAAAUGUUCCAGCCAUUGGUGGAGCAUGCGGAGAAGAUCCUAGAAGAGAAGGCGCGAGAGAGGGCGUGA